AACCGCUUUGCCGCCCUCGUGCAUUCCCCACUGUGAUUGGCUGAUUAGUUCGCGAGGCUGCAACCUCUCCGUGGCGAAGAAUCGGUAGGUUCUGCCCCGGUUCUGACAGACGAACAUCUAAAUUUAGCCAGGUCGCUCGACGCUGCAUGUCGACACUGAUGACGACUCUGUGCUGCGAUCUGUCUGCAGCGCAUUUUCUGGUUGCUCUACCAAGACGGAAGCAAGAUUUGCCUGUGUGUAAUUAGCCCCAGUUGAUCUGGAGCCCGUCGACUGCGGGCCGCGCCUCCCCAUAUCAGCCGUGCUGCAUUAACGUCGCAUCUGCAUUGCGACUUCGUAUUUCGCCCCCACCCUGUUUGUAUACGCCUCCGUACCGCGCUCUCGAUCGUCGGACUCCACAUCUGCUCAUGGCGUCGCCGGCCACACAGUCCUUCACGUCCGUAGACACGACGACGCAGGGACCGCACAAGGACGAGGUCGAGUCGCCGAGCAUCUCGGUUACGAAUGCGCUUGCUCGCUAUGAGUACGACAACGCCACACCGGGGGGGACCAAGAUCCUUAUGGUAGAAUGGGAAGACGACGACUCAACGCGAGGCGUGCGCGGAGAUUGGCAUGUGUCAUGGGACGGCAGCACAAGGGUUCUGCCUGCGGAUGACCAGCAGACCAACGAUGUGCACCGCAUGUAUUUUCUGCUGCCCGCAGGAAGUGCGGUUCCCAAGAGCGUCACUCUCGCACACCAGCCGCAGGACGCUGGCCGGCCACCAGUCGUGUGGCACACAAAUCCGCUGCCUGCGCUGUUUCCGCCAGAAUUAGGGGCAUCAGCUCGGGCCGCGGGGAAGAAGGGCGUGCUGCACACAAUAUGGGCGAAGAAGAGGCUACAGGUGCUGCAGAAGGAGAUCGAGGCCGAGUCGCGUGACAACGUCGAGGGGAUUGGGCUGCUCAUGGCGGUUCAGGAGAAGGAGUGGAUUGAACAAACAUUUGGCGUGACCGCACGACCGUCCGGCCUCAGCAUCUCGCUCCCAGCCGCAUCACCUAUGAACAACGGCCCUGCAAGCCCCCGGUCACCUGGUGGAGGGCGACUGCUGGACAAGCUCGCCGGCCUCAAGCUGACCACCAACCAGCGAGAUCUCACCCCCAAGCUCGAAGACACCAACGGCGAUGCACCCUUUGCCAACCCUCUGUCACCGGAAGGCUCAGACGUUGCCGUGUCUUCGUUCUCAUCCUUCGCUAUGCUGAAAGGCGAACACCCCUCGUCUCUCGCAGCGAAGCCUCCACAGCCGCCGCAGCCAUUGCAAACAACAGCGCCACGAAAGGUCGCAGUGCAGAUCCCGCCGCCCUCGAUCGUUGCACGUCAGGACUCCACUGGCAUGGCAUCGCUCAACGCGCUUUCAAGUCCCGCACCUCUCUUCCAGUCUCGAUCGCCUUUCACCGCCGAGGACGACGACAACGACGACGGCCUGUUCGCCAGCCCCAUCGACCCCCGGAGUCCUGAGAUAGGAAAGAGUCCGUUCUCGUUUGCGGGCAACGACACGGCGAAGUACUUGCAUAGGGACGAUAUUUCGUAGAAAGAAAGAAAAAGAUCAUUGUCAUUAUGGAGUUAGCGGAUUGUAGCGGAUUUGUAGACCUUGUCGCUGGCGGACGGUUUUGUGCAUGUUGAUACCUGGUCCGCUGCCAAAGAGCAUAGCUUUAAGGACGAAUGAAGCGCACGUGUGGUUUUCUAGACCUGACAUUAGAAAUGGAGUGUCGUGUGAUGUAGAUGUUCUCUU
Messenger RNA from Boeremia exigua, 1763 nucleotides. RefSeq lists its product as uncharacterized. Bases 405 to 1562 code for a protein of 385 amino acids. The record is from RefSeq and is a predicted model, not a curated record. NCBI's taxonomy places the organism in Eukaryota, Fungi, Ascomycota, Dothideomycetes, Pleosporales, Didymellaceae. The transcript has a single exon.